Molecule: messenger RNA, 989 nt
Organism: Cornus florida
Lineage: Eukaryota; Viridiplantae; Streptophyta; Magnoliopsida; Cornales; Cornaceae
Product: transcription factor WER-like
Exons: 3
Coding region: 223-882 (219 amino acids)
Source: RefSeq, a predicted model, not a curated record
AAUAUAAAACAAAAGUUAACAAUAAUACAAUCCCAAGGUACCGACUUCUAGGAGCAUAUAUAGAUGUUGAAAUCCAAGCCACACACUUUAUUAUACACUGACAUAGAAUCUUCAUCAACUAUACUUUCACAAAUAUAUAUACAGAAGGCUAUACAGGAACCAAACAUCUGACCUCCAACCCAACUCUCUCUCUCUGCUCUCCAACAUCUGAGCUCCAAGCACAUGGAAGGAGGUCAUGGAUACAAAAAAGGGCUGUGGUCAGAAGAAGAUAGAAUUCUCAAGGAGUACGUAAGAGUGCAUGGAAAAGGAAAGUGGAAUUCUGUUGCCAAAAUGACAGGUUUGAAGAGGGGUGGGAAGAGUUGCAGGUUAAGGUGGAUGAAUUAUCUAAGUCCUUGUGUAAAGCGUGAGCAAUUUUCGGAGGAAGAAAAUGACCUCAUCAUUCGGCUUCAUAAUCUCCUAGGAAACAGGUGGUCUUUAAUUGCCGGACGUGUGCCUGGACGAACUGAUAAUCAAGUGAACCAGUGGAACACUCAUUUGAGCAAGAAGCUUGGGGUGAAGAAGACGAAAACCAAGGUUGGAGCUUCUUCGCGAGCAGCCUCAAAAGUAGGGAAUGAGUAUAGUACUAUUCCAAUGAACAUGACAAAUUCUAAGUCACGUUGUGAUGACGAUAAUGGCAGAGCUGAUCAAGACCAAAAUGUCAUUACUGAAAAAGGCAGUGAGAGCGCGGUUAGGUUCUUUGAAUUAGAAGAGCCAAAGAUUAAUAAUGCAGGUUAUAACGAGAGUUCUUUGUGGUUUUCUAGUGAUGAUUUUAGUCUAAACACCCCUAGCUUGAUUGAACUCUGGGACCAUUGUGCUCCUGAUUUUGUUUGGCAUGGCUUGUAAACUUAUUUAAUCUUGGACUUCAAAAAUAUAAAUAAAACAACUUGUCCAUGGUUAUGACAUAUAUGAAGCAAGAAUGAUACUAUUCAUAGCCUUUCUGAUCCUCUAAA